Messenger RNA from Annulohypoxylon maeteangense, 1383 nucleotides. RefSeq names its product Dehydroquinate synthase-like protein. Bases 1 to 1383 code for a protein of 460 amino acids. The transcript has 5 exons. Gene Ontology annotation, molecular function: 3-dehydroquinate synthase activity. Gene Ontology annotation, biological process: antibiotic biosynthetic process. Lineage: Eukaryota; Fungi; Ascomycota; Sordariomycetes; Xylariales; Hypoxylaceae. The record is from RefSeq and is a predicted model, not a curated record.
AUGUCCGAUUUGAAAGCAACCGUUCAUGAAACCAAAGGUGGUUUCCAUGUCGAAGGUUACGAGAAGAUCGAGUACGACUUCACGUUUGUUGAUGGGAUCUUCGACGUUGCCAACCCAAAUCUUGCAGAAUGUUACAGGAAAUGGGGGCGAGUACUAGCUGUAACGGACAAAAACGUAUACGGAAUAUACGGCUCAAAGAUGACGAAGUAUUUUAAUCACUACAAUAUCAAGCUCAAGGUUCACCAGACAUCGAUUGGAGAAAAAGCGAAAACCAUCGAAACAUUCCUUGAAAUUGCUGACAGCAUGAGUGAAUUUGGGAUCAUCCGAAAGGAACCUGUGCUGGUGGUAGGAGGCGGUCUUGUCACGGAUGUCGCUGGCUUUGCUUGCGCCGCCUAUCGUCGCAACACCAACUUCAUUCGUGUACCGACAACAGUGAUUGGCUUGAUUGAUGCUAGUGUUAGCAUCAAGGUAGCGGUCAAUUAUGGUCGGUACAAGAACAGGCUUGGUGCCUAUCAUGCGCCGUUGCACACGUUCCUCGACUUCACAUUCCUUCGAACCCUACCGAUAGCGCAAGUCCGAAAUGGCUUCGCCGAACUGAUCAAGAUCUCCUCAUGCUCUCAUAUUGAGGUUUUUGAUCUUCUCGAUAAGUUCUGUGAGCAACUCAUCGAGACGAAGUUUGGUCGAAUCAAUCGUGAGGGUAUCUACGAAAUGCUGAAAUUGGAGACGCCCAAUCUCCACGAGAUCGGUCUUGAUCGAGUCAUUGCGUAUGGGCAUACAUGGUCACCACUUCACGAGCUUAUCCCUGAGACUCCAUUGCGUCAUGGACAUGCCAUUUCUAUCGACAUGGCUUAUUCUGCUACUCUGGCUAAACAACGUGGCUUACUUCCAGAUAAUGAACAUCGUCGACUAUUCACUUUAUUCUCCAGAGCUGGCCUGUCAAUUGAUCAUCCUCAAUUCGACGAUGAUGUGAUUGAUAAGGGCACGGCCGCUAUUUUGAAAACCCGUGACGGGCUUCUGCGACUCGCUGUGCCGAAUCCCUUAGGGUCGUGCACCUUCCUGAAUGACGCGUCGCUGCAAGAGCUGAAAGCCGCUCUAAGAAAGCAUAAACAGAUCGCGAAAACGUAUCCUAGACAAGGUGCUGGAAUUGAGGCGUAUGUUGAUAGUAGUGAUACCGGAUAUACAGACCUUGAAACAGAAAAUCUCAACGUGGAGAAAGCUGCGAAAGAAGCUAGAGGAGAAACUCAGAAUGGUACGAACGGAUUCCAUAAAACAUAUCGUCAGAAUGGAUACGUCAAUGGUCACGACGACAUUCAUGAUGGUGUGAACCCUCAGACAACCCGAUACCCUAUGGAUCUAUUGAACGGGAUACAGGCCAGGGCGUGA